AUGUCGCUGUCGCUGUCACUGAAACCCAAGGGCCCAUUGCCUCCGGAGCAAAUGUUCUCGUUGCAAGUCGGAACCAAGCUGUUCCAAAUCUCGGGCUACUCGCUCAAUUCCGAUUCGCCGAACUUGUUCACCCAGUACUUCUCCGAAAACGACGCUUCGUCCACGCUGUUUAUCGACCGAUCCCCACAGGUGUUCAACUUGAUCGUCGACCAUCUGAGAGGCUACACUGUGAAUAUCCAGGACGAGACGCAAUUCACUUUUUGCUUCUUAGACGCGGUGUAUUUCAGAUUGCCCCGUCUCCAGGACCUGUUGAAAAACUCCGACUACUACUACGUCUGCGUGGGCGGCAGACACUUCAAACUGCCCAAGACGCUGGUUUCGCAGACCGGCAACUUCCCUAACUACUUUGAGAUGACCUGCAGCUCCUUGUUCGACGACGUGCAAGCCAUCUACCAGACCAUGAACCUCGCCAGACCUCCGCCCCAGUCUCCUCCCUAUGUUAACCGCUCCCCCGAGUUUUUCGCGGAUCUGAUCGGCAUUCUACGCGGCGGGGUGCUGGACCUGACGCCCGAACGACGCAAGUCCUUGAUUCAAGAAUGCCGAUACUACAGGUUUCUGCGACUAGAACAACAGCUGGUGCCAUGCCAAGUGAAGUGGAAUCCCAUCCUGCAAGUGGAGGAGAUUGUCAUUAAUUUGAGCGACAUUAAAGCCAAGUUUGUGUCACUGCCGCAGCCCGAGGUCAGCUCCCCUUCCGCGGACGAACCCACGGCCAAGAAACGCCGCUUGGCUGCGAAUUGUGACUGGGAAUCUGUCAAGUACAGACGGCCCUUCGUGGACGCCGAUAUCACAUUUGCCCGCGAGCUUAUUUUCCAGAUUGCCAACCUCGAGGCCACCUUGUUUUUCAUCAAGAAUUCCAAGACUAUUCAUGUUGCCAUCUCUGGUCAAACUCUAUCCAAGUUCAAGAUGGUAUUUCAAAGACUUUUGAAAGAACAUAAUAUUGAGAUAUCUACUUACAUGAAACGGGGGUCUAUCCUGGUGCUUCCAGCCUGUCUCUCACUGUGCUCACUACAAGUGAACUCCGUGCCUUGUCGGAACGUCAGCGCGAUGGUCGAAGAAUUGCAGUUGACUGAUCAGGUGCUUGAUUUCAACAAUCCGAGUAUUAUACCCCAGCUAGUACCCGGUCUUAAGCUGGAUCUGACCAAAUCGCUGUGGAAAUUGGGUGUUAGCGAGAAAAAGAUAAUGAUGAUAGCUGUGAAGGCGGACGCAGUUUCAGGGCUCAAAGAAUAUCACAAAACGUUGGAGUACAUAUGA
This is a messenger RNA of Lachancea dasiensis, 1311 nucleotides long. The record is from the annotation of a GenBank genome assembly. NCBI's taxonomy places the organism in Eukaryota, Fungi, Ascomycota, Saccharomycetes, Saccharomycetales, Saccharomycetaceae.